UGUUAUCAUCCAUAAUAUUUCUUCAACAAUUUAUGAUGGCGGAUAAUAUCCUGCGCUGUGAUGCCUAAAAGUAUAUCAUCGAAGUUUAGUCGUCGGGACAGUGUUUCAUAAUCAAAAAAGCUGUCUGAGAUUGGGAGUAUACUCUCUACUUUAACGAUUUAACGGAAGACUGAGUUAGCAUGGGGAAUUUGUUCUACGUUUUGUAGUCGAUGUGGCUUAAGGGAAACGAUAUUUUAGCAAACCAACAAUCAUACUUGCGUGGAUUAAUAACCAACGCCUAGUGAGGCAGAGAUUUAUCAGACUUGAUUAUUCAAAGACGAGGAGAAAUGGGAGGAAAACAGUCUACUAAUUCACCAAAUGGCAGGCAGCAAAACAGAACUAGCUAUGCUCAUACGUCAUCGAGUCCUUUGGUUGCCACUGGAAGUGACCCAGGACGGGCCCAGGGAAGCCACGACAGAAUACGUGCAAGGACUUUUAAUGAUAUAAACAGUGAUAACAGACCUUUAGCUGUUCCCCGUGAAUUGUUUGAUCAAAGGUAUGUUUCAGAGUUCGGUCUAGCUACAGCGAGCUUGCAAGUUAACGGGAGAAGACGCAGAAGAAGGGAAAGAGAUGACUCGAAUGAGACAAAUUCGUUGCCUUCACAGCUAUUCUCCGCCUUCAUUUCAGAGUUAAAAUGCCCAGUUUGCAAUAAGACUUUGCAUUCAGAUACUUUGGAAGUGCAUCUAGUGGAAUGCCUCUCAAAGCCUCGCAUUUGUUACAAUGCUGAUGUUCUUAUAAUCGACUCUGGGGAGUGUGUAAUAUGCUUUGAAGAAAUGUCCAAAGGAGAAACCAUAGCAAGACUCCCCUGUUUGUGUGUUUAUCACAAAACGUGUAUAGAUGAUUGGUUUAAAAGAAGUCGAACGUGCCCGGAGCACCCUGAACAGCCGGCUCCUCUGCCUGCCGAAGAAGAAGAAGAAGAAGGCGAAAGCGAGGAAAAGCCAGAACUUACUAGUUCAUUCGAGCCAUGAUAUAAUGCAUCACUGGUGUAACCGAUCUCCAGGCGAGGUAGAAUUUCCUAAUUUUCAAAUUAUAUAUAUAUAUGCUGAAAGUAAGACUGUCAUCGAUGCUCGUGACGUUUUCUUGAUACGAGAUGUGCAGUGCGUAGCCAGCUGAUAUGCAAGCCCUCCGAUCCACCAUGUCCUUGGCAUGCUGCGAAUGCCCCGUUCUAGUCCAGCAAGAAAGCAAUGACGCGUGGUGAUUCUAAGUUUUGCCCGGGAUAGUUUGUGUCGUGUACAAUAUGCUUAGUUAAUCAUGUUUUUUAUCAGAAUGUGUGUAUUUUGAUAUUUGUGCGAUUUGUUUUCAAAAUGGUAAAUUUGCCAGCUCUUGACAGCUAUCAGACCGUCUCUAAAUGGCCUAGAAACUUUGAGUAAGGAUGCUUCAGAACGCUCAACCUUUAUAUGCAAGGUUAGUUUAGAAUGCAUAAGAUCGUGCAUUCUUAUAAGAAUUUGCUUAGGCACAAAACAACCCAUCACCAGUUUUUCAGGCAUAAACUAAUGAUUCACCUAUCUAGGUGUUUGUUCUUUGACCUCCAUUGAUUCCAUGCUAGUAAAGGUACGCCUUUUUGGUUUGUUUUUGCCAUUUGUUUGGUUUUUGACCUGGACAAAUUUAUAAUGUGUAUAUCAUGUUAAUUUUCUGAACAUAGGACAGCUAAUCCCAUAAGGCAAUUGAUAAAGCAAAUCUUUUUUAAUAUAAAUGCCAGGGCAUAGGCUAAAGUUUUUAAAUUGGCAGUAAUCGUUAAUCUUGUUCUGAACUAUUUAGUCUUUUAGAAAAAAUUAAAGACUUCAGGAUAUUGAUCGAAAACCUUAAACUGGGAAAAUGAAGAUAACCCAUAAACACAUAAUCUUAGACACUAAAGAGUGUCUUAUGAAAAGCUAUGGUAUGUUUUAAAAUGCUCGCUUUUUUCAAAGCCAUUUGUGGAUUUUUUGCCACCAAAAAUUGUUUUUUUAUUAACCGACUCAAUGUGUCAUGGUCACAACGGACUGCUAACAAUUGAGUCAGACGUCGAAGAUCACGAUAAGCCUUCAAUUGAUGUCUAUAAUUCAGUUUGUUAUGUGACAUUCUUGUGUUCUUUGAGUAGUUGUUUUCUGUAAAAAGGUAUGGUGUUUUGUCCAGUAUUAUCUAUCCAUUAUACUGUCAACAUUCAGGGUUGUCUUAAUGGUCGACAUGGACCUAAGGCGUCCGACAAAAGUUUAAAGUCAGGCUGACUUGAUGCUUAUUAACGACUUGCAAAUAGUUUCGUAAUCUUGUGAAACAGAGAGUCGGUAACAUUUCUUUUGUACAGGUCACGACGACACCAAAAUUGCGACUGCUACCGAUGCUUUCACUUUUCGCGCAUAACAGUAUCGCUUCGUAUCAAGGCUGUUUGUCUUCCUUCUCCUAAUCAAUGAAGUUUUAAGGAGCUUUAACACAAAUAUUAUACAGCACUUACAUACCAUAGGUAAAACAUACAAUAAGCCACAAACUGUAACAUAGUAUAUGACCCAACGAUAGUACCUUUCUCCAACUUUUCACCAAUCCAGUCCCUUUCUGGCCCCGAGCCUUGAUUGUCUGUCCGUUUGAGUUGUGAACAAAAACCAAGCAAGCCAUGGGUAAGAUUGGUGUAACAUGCAACGUCUCAUCCCACUCAAAGUAGGGUUACUUGCCAUUUUAAUAGCAAAUAUAUUAACAUUGAAACUUUGGGUGGGGGUUAUAAUCUUAACCCUGUUUGUGUAUAAUCAAAUAUGUCACUACGAGUAUCAUUGCCUGCUGGAAGUAUUGAUAUCUGCUGCAGAUGCUCUCGUAAUAGUGCAAAGGUUUCUACCGCUGCAGCAAUAAAGCUACCCAAAAUAUAGCGACUGAUAUUAGAAAGUUUUGAUUUAUCAUCGUCAGCUUUCAUUCGAAAACUUGUAUCAAGCAGCUAUUAAAAACGUUGUAUUUACGUAAGUGCUAUCUACUGUAUUUCGCGCUCGAGUGCGUAUUGUGUAUACAUUGUAUUGUAGUAAAAUUUAGACUAAACUUCAAUUUGGUUGUUGAAAUAGAUUCAAGAAAACUGUGAAAGAAUAUGAAUAGAAAUAUUGCCAUAUAAAUAAAUGGAAUUCCAA
Molecule: messenger RNA, 3119 nt
Organism: Rhopilema esculentum
Lineage: Eukaryota; Metazoa; Cnidaria; Scyphozoa; Rhizostomeae; Rhizostomatidae
Product: E3 ubiquitin-protein ligase ZNRF1
Biological process (GO): proteasome-mediated ubiquitin-dependent protein catabolic process; protein K48-linked ubiquitination
Cellular component (GO): membrane; intracellular membrane-bounded organelle; cytoplasm
Molecular function (GO): ubiquitin protein ligase activity
Source: RefSeq, a predicted model, not a curated record